GUCGUAUAUUAACUUUUUCAGCCCGGACGAGUUUUGAGGGUGCACUGUUAUGAGCUUGAGUGACCAGUGACAGCCGGUGGGAGUGCGCUCUGAACUGUUGUUACUGAACCGUCUCCCCAGGUGUCGGGAAGCAGAUGACUGGGGUGCUCUACUAUUGUAAGGCCAUGAAUGAUCAGCCAUGGACCAGAUCACUUUUCACUAUGACACCGUGCUGUCUGAUGUUCACAUGUUCCUGCCUAAUGCACGCCAUCUUAUGACACGCCUCAACCAUGUUGGACAGCCUGUCUUCAUCUCCAAAUUCAAGAUCUUAUCAGAUGUGGAAAGACAUGACAACAAUGACCCGGGGAAAAGUUUAGAGGAGGAGGAGAAGAAAUGCACAAACCUAAAGGAAGAGCAGGAAAAAGACACAAAUACCAGCCAAGACAAUGUUGGAGAGGAAGGUGGGGAAGGAAACGUGGAACCGUGCUUGGAUGAGGACGGGGACCUCGACAUCACACAUCGACCGAGGAAAAACCCUGUGGAGGGCGGCGGCAGAGACUUGGUCUGUCCCAUCAUUCUCAAACAGCUCAACCCUGUACUGGAACAAGAGGAGGAGAAUACAGAUGAUGAGGAUGAUACAUGCUUCAAAGACAUUAUAAGGAUUGAGCACACUAUGGCCACACCCCUGGAAGAUGUCGGCAAACAGGUGUGGCGAGGGGCGUUCCUCUUGGCUGACUUCAUUCUCUCUAAGCCAGAGAUGUUCAGAGGAGCUACAGUGCUGGAGCUAGGAGCAGGAACAGGCUUAACCAGCAUCAUUAUGGCAACCACAGCCAAAACAGUGUACUGCACAGAUGUGGGAGAAGACCUUCUAAGCAUGUGCAAGAGAAAUGUAGCGUUAAACAGACACAUGACGGAGCCUGCAGGUGGUGAGGUGAGAGUGAGACAGUUGGACUGGCUCCAACAUGAUCUCUGUGCAGAUCCUGAUGUGGAAUUUAGCUGGGCAGAGGAGGAAGUAGCAGAUAUGUAUGACAACACCAGCUUCAUCAUUGCUGCUGAUGUUUGCUAUGAUGAUGACCUGACAGAUGGCCUUUUCCGAACACUGUACCGACUCUGCAGUAACUUUACUCACACCAGCUCCAUCUUCAUCUCCAUAGAGAAAAGGAUGAACUUCACCCUGCGACACAUGGAUGUUUCCUGUGAGGCUUACAACCAUUUUAGGCACUGUCUGUCCCAGCUCCAGGACCAGGUGGAUGGACGGUGCAGCUUUAGAGUGGAGCAGCUCCCUUCUAACUUUGCACAGUUUCUUCUCUAUGAACGCAUAGAGCAACUGGAGCUGUGGAAGGUGACCGCCACUCCACUCCCAUUUGACAAAGCCCAGCCUGAUUCACAGCUGCCUCCAUCUUAACCCGGACUCACAUCAGAGCAGUGUAACACUGUGCUCUCCCCAGAGCUGAGCACACAAUGCUGCAUCACGUUUCCAACUUAAAAUGAAACAGGCAUUUUGACAGAUAGAGUUCAUCACUAAUUCAGUGCAUGAAUAUAGCAUUAUUUAUUGUUCAAUUUGAUUCAUGCAUGACAUGACUAUGAUGGAAGUACUCUGACUUUAUUAAUGGAAGUCAACCAGAGCUGUGUGUCUGUACAUUAUGACAAAUAAAACUUUACCAUAUACUGAGUA
Lates calcarifer (barramundi perch) is the source of this 1654-nucleotide messenger RNA. RefSeq names its product methyltransferase 22, Kin17 lysine (gene mettl22). Gene Ontology annotation, biological process: protein methylation. Gene Ontology annotation, molecular function: protein methyltransferase activity. Lineage: Eukaryota; Metazoa; Chordata; Actinopteri; Centropomidae. Gene Ontology annotation, cellular component: nucleus. The record is from RefSeq and is a predicted model, not a curated record.